UUAAUUUAUUUAUUAUCUUUUAUUAAUUUAUUCAUCAUUUUUGAUUUAUUCAUUUAUUUAUUUAUUUUUGAUGAGGAGGAAUCGCCAUGAUGAAACUGACAUUCUGUUUUGAGUUUGAGAGUAACAAAAGAAAUAAAGAAAAUAAGUAAAACCCUUAACAAUCGCGCCUUUUUGAGCGUCUCAACCGGCAAGAUGUCGGAAGCCGCUGAGCGAAUCCCGGAGGUCGACCUCGGAGAAUCCUCAAGUCGGAAGGAGGCUUCGUCACGUGACCCGGUCGUUCCUCCUCCCGGCGCGUUGGACGAGAAAACGGAAAUUUCGAGGAAGACGGAGGUCGUCCUCGAUGGCGGUCGCUUGCUCGCCGAAUCCGCCAAGAAGGACCUCGGGCAGGGCAUCGGCAGCUCCGAAGCGGCGGACGAAUAUCGCACUUACAGGACGAGGUUCUGGGUGCUGGCGGUGUUCUCCCUCCUCAGCCUCGUACAGCUGACUGUGUGGGGCACUUGGGGUCCCAUCGUGGAGUCCGCCCUGGUCGCCUUCCCUAACUGGGGCCCGAACACCGCCGCCUCCUUCAGCAAUUGGCCUCCCUCGUUGGCUCGUCUUCAUGGUCCCCUUGAGCGGGUUAGUGCAGAGAAUAGGUUUGCGAAAAGGGAUACUCCUGUCCGCUGGAUUCCUGGUUACGGGGACGACCAUACGGUGCUUUCCCGUUGAUGAUCUUACGUUCACUGUACUCUGCCAUGUGGAGCCUUCAUGGUGGGAGUCUCAUGCUGCCUCCUCAUGCCCCAAGUCGGCGCUGUCGUCUCCGCCUGGUUCUCUCCGGCCGAAGGCACGACGGCCAUCGCUGUUGCCCUCUUGAUGAACCAGCUCGGAGGAGUAACCAUGUACUUCAGCCCACUCGUGGUGAGGGCGCCCGUGGAGGAGGACCUACUGCCGGAGGACAUCCGCAAAGACAUCACCAUUCUUAUGUAUAUCCAUUUCGGCAUGAGUUUGCUGCUGUUCUUGUGCGUGUUGUUCUACUUCCCCGACGCCCCGCCUCCCCGCCGUCCCCGUCGUCGAAGGAGGAGCGGGAGGACUUCGGAAAGGGUCUGAAGGACUUCCUCAGGAAUCCCCACCUGAUCCUCAUAGUGGUUGCGUAUGGCGUGUCCUUCGGCGUGGUCGGCAACUGGCUCGGGUUCAUGACUUACUCUCUGCUGGAAAUCGGAAUCCAUCAGGAGGAAGCGAUGGGCGUGGGGAUCUCGAGCGUCGUCGGUGCCAGCGUCUCCGCCUUCGUCGCCGCGAGACUGACCGACAGGAUCUACGGGCACCUCAAGGUCACCAUCAUCGGCCUCCUGGCGGCCUCCUUCGCCUUCUUCCUCUGGUUCUUCUUCCUCUCCACCGGGGUCGUCGAGGCCACUCUGGCCCAAGUAUACAUCUCGGUGACCUUGGGCGUGGCUCUGCAGUUCUCCUCCGUCCCCAUCCUGCUGCAGUUGUGCUUUGACCUCUCUUACCCGAUCUCCGAGGGGGUCGUGGGGGCGGUCGUCUCCUUCUUCUUCGCCUUCGUCUCCCUCGGGUUCCUCCUCCUCUUCCUGGUUCCUGAUGUGGGAUACGUGUGGGUGAGCUACGUGCUCGUGUCCUGCGUGUCCCUGAGCCUCGUGCCCGUCGUCUUCGUGGAGGAGAAGCACAAGAGGACACAGGUAGACAUGCAGGGAGGAGUGAGGGAGAAGGGCGGCGGGGACAGAGGAGCCAGUACCGCGGAAAAGGAAUGUUCGUCCUUUGUACUUUAGUUUGUCGAGCUGUGUGUAGCGAGUGCGGGAGGACCAUGAAUAGGCGCAUGGUCUCAAAUAAUUUUGUAUUAGGUAUAUUCUGGA
Penaeus vannamei (Pacific white shrimp) is the source of this 1841-nucleotide messenger RNA. RefSeq names its product solute carrier family 49 member 4 homolog. Gene Ontology annotation, molecular function: transmembrane transporter activity. Gene Ontology annotation, biological process: transmembrane transport. The record is from RefSeq and is a predicted model, not a curated record. Gene Ontology annotation, cellular component: intracellular membrane-bounded organelle; membrane. Lineage: Eukaryota; Metazoa; Arthropoda; Malacostraca; Decapoda; Penaeidae.